Messenger RNA from Propithecus coquereli (Coquerel's sifaka), 529 nucleotides. It is a transcript of the gene ARL9, whose product is annotated as ADP-ribosylation factor-like 9. The transcript has 3 exons. Bases 142 to 513 code for a protein of 123 amino acids. Gene Ontology annotation, molecular function: GTPase activity; GTP binding. The record is from RefSeq and is a predicted model, not a curated record. Lineage: Eukaryota; Metazoa; Chordata; Mammalia; Primates; Indriidae.
AAUAAGCAGAUCCUAGUGCUGGGCCUGGAUGGAGCGGGAAAAACCAGUGUCCUCUACUCUCUAGCUUCAAACAGAGUCCAGCACAGUGUGGCACCCACCCAAGGUUUCAAUGCAGUUUGCAUCAACAUUGAAGACAGCCAGAUGGAAUUCCUGGAGAUUGGUGGCAGUGAACCUUUCCAUUCCUACUGGGAAACGUACCUGGCCAAGGGUUUGCUGCUGAUCUUUGUGGUGGAUUCAGCAGAUCACAACCGAUUGCCUGAAGCGAAGAAAUACCUGCAUCAACUAAUUGGAGCAAACCCAGUCCUUCCUCUAGUUGUGUUUGCAAACAAACAGGAUCUUGAAACAGCCUAUCACAUUACAGAUAUCCAUGAAGCUUUGGCAUUAUCUGAGGUGGGAAAUGACAGGAAGAUGUUCUUGUUUGGAACCCACCUGACUAAGAAUGGCUCAGAGAUACCCUCCACCAUGCAAGAUGCCAAAGACUUGAUUGCACAGUUGGCUGCAGAAGUGCAGUGACCAGAAACAGGCCCAC